This is a messenger RNA of Notothenia coriiceps (black rockcod), 1047 nucleotides long. Its product is annotated as G-protein coupled receptor 126-like. NCBI's taxonomy places the organism in Eukaryota, Metazoa, Chordata, Actinopteri, Perciformes, Nototheniidae. The annotation marks the transcript as partial. The transcript is spliced from 4 exons. The record is from RefSeq and is a predicted model, not a curated record.
CACCUGGUCUUCUGCGUGGUCUUCCUCCUACCUUCUUCAGAGGUGUUUUUAAAGCUCAUGAAUGUCCCCUCGCCUGCAGUGCUGUGCUGCAGCCCCUCCAGCUGUGUGUUGGUGCUGACGGAGAACCAGGGGGCGUUCACCUCGCCCUGCUACCCCCAGAUAUACCCCAACUCUCAGGCGUGCCGAUGGACCAUGCAGGCGCCCGCCGGCUUCAUCAUCCAGCUCUCCUUCCUGGACUUCGACCUGGAGGAGGCGCCGGGCUGUAUCUACGACCGCGUGCUGGUCAACACGGGGAAAGCGGACGUUAAGUUUUGCGGUCCGACCGCCAACGGGCUGACGCUGAACUCCACCGGGAACGUGAUGGAGCUUUCCUUCAACUCCGACUUCAGCGUGCAGAAGAGAGGGUUCAGUGUUAGCUUCCGGCACGUGGCAGUGGCCCUCAGGAACCAGAAGGUCACCAUCUCCCACGGUAACCAGGUGACCCAGGUGUCCGGCUCCGUUUCCAUCCCGACGCUCACUCACCUGACGCUUUGCUUUGAGCUUGAACGCACCGGCAACAAAAAGAAAGAGUGGAUCUUCACGUACUCGGACAGCAGCAACAACGUGGCUCUGAGUCUGGGCUCGGAGAAGUCCGGCAUGAAGAUGAUCGUGGACGGGGUGGAGUGUCCCAUCGACUCCAUCCUCUCCUCCGCCAACUUCACCUCCACCAUGAAGCCUUUCUGCGUUCUCUGGACUUCUUCCAACGGACACGUGGCGGCCUACUUUAACGGGAACUACUCUGCCAAGAGCUGCUCGGCCUCCAGCGGACACUCGGUGCCGGGCGGGGGGCAGUUCAAGUUAGGAGGGCAGCACAGUUUCAACGGGAACAUCUACAAUCUGCGGCUGUGGGACUACGCCAUGACGCUCCCACAGCUCAACGCUCUGAGCUGCGACACGGUGGGAAACGUGAUCGACUGGGACAACAACCACUGGAGCAUCCAGUCCUCCAUCGCCCAGACUGACACCUCGCUCAGCUGCAGUGAGUACAGAGAGGACUCUUUAAAGUAG